Cuscuta epithymum is the source of this 941-nucleotide messenger RNA. NCBI's taxonomy places the organism in Eukaryota, Viridiplantae, Streptophyta, Magnoliopsida, Solanales, Convolvulaceae. The record is from the annotation of a GenBank genome assembly.
CUCCCAAACUUUAUAAUUUGUCUCUCGCUCCCAAGCUAAUUUAAUAAGCUAAGCUAGUUUGAACUAACAGUACUAUAUUUAUUUUCAUUUUUCCUUCUAUAUAUGAUUUGGCUCGAUCUUUCAUUAAUAUAGAAUUCGUACGUAUAGCCCCUACAAGGCAAGACAGCCUUAUAUAUAUAUAUAAUAGCAUUUCAGGCAAUAAAAACAUCUAUCUAUCUCAGCAACUGAUUUGGUCUUAGGUUGACUAGCAAUUAAGCUGCAAUUAAUAAUAGAAUAGAAUUGGAAGUGAUGAUGAUGAUGAAGGAAAGUGGGAGAAAAGGGCAUGGUGGAGCUUCCCCAUGUGCAGCAUGUAAGUUGCUUAGGAGGAGAUGUACUCAAGAUUGUGUUUUUGCUCCUCACUUUCCAGCUGAUGAGCCCCACAAGUUUGCUAGUGUGCAUAAGGUUUUUGGUGCUAGCAAUGUCAACAAAAUCCUACAGGAAUUACCAAAGCAUUGGCGAAGCGAUGCAGUGAAUUCAAUGGUGUAUGAGGCAAAUGCUAGGGUUAGAGAUCCUGUCUACGGUUGUGUAGCAGCCAUUUCAUGCCUUCAAGAACAAAUUGACCAACUCCAAACACAGUUGGCCAUUGCGCAGGCUGAGAUGGUGCACUUGAGAAUGCGGCAGUUCUCAGCUAUGUCAAGCACCAGCUCCGCUAUGGACUCACCAGGAAACGCCAUUUACGACGUCAUUUGAUAUAGUUAGAUGUAGUUGGGCUAGAACUCUAAAGAUAUGCUCACAUAUAUGUCAUAUGUGUGUGUCAGUGUGUUGCAAGCUAGCUCGCAGGUCGCAAGGCUGAGUUGGUCAAUAUUUUAGCAUGCAAAGGCAGUUGACCAAGCCCCCUUUCUACUUUUGACCAUAGAAAAGUAAAAAUAAAGUCUUUAAAAGCAUUGUUUCUUAAUUUUGAC